UCAAGAAACGUUAUGGGGCACUUGGACAAGUGCUUCAUUAUUCUGUUGAACGAAGUAGUGGUAGUGCCUUGGGUAUAUCACUAGCUGGUCAUCGAGAUAGGACUAAGAUGGCAUGUUUUAUUGCUGGAAUUAAUCCCAAAGGUUCUGCAUCCGCUGUUCCAUUCGCGAUUGGAGAUGAAAUUCUAGAGGUGAAUGGAUUAGUUCUUCAUGGGCGGUCGCAUCUAAAUGUUCCUACAAUAAUCAAAGGUCUUGUAGGCUCAUCAGUUAAGUUUAUUGUUUUGAGACGAUCAAGCGCUACGGAGGAUUUAGCCGUCAAGCCAGUAACUCAAUUUCCAGUGUGCAUAGAUGAGGAGGAAGAGCUGUUUUCUGCUUAUAAGAACGUCCGGGUGGUUUCAAUCAAAAAGGGAUCUUCUGGAUUGGGUAUCAUGAUUAUUGAAGGAAAACACGCAGAAGUUGGUCAAGGUAUAUUCAUCUCAGAUAUCCAGGAAGGAUCAAUGGCAGAUAAAGCAGGGUUGAAUAUUGGAGAAAUGAUAUUAUCUGUUAACAAGGAUUCUUUAAUCGGCUGUACUUAUGAAACAGCAGCUUCUCUACUAAAAAAAACAGAAGGAGUGGUUUCUUUGAAGAUAUGUAAUCCUAGUAAAACUAAUGAUACCGAUGCCUAUGCCAAUAAUUUGGAUCCUAAUGUGCCCAACACUGUGUCGGGUAAAAAAUCUCCAGUUCCAACUACUGAUGUAAAAAUACCAAGUAGACCAGUUACGCCAAAACCUCAAGCAUCGCCUGCAAAAGAAGUUGUUGAUCCAUCGAAAGCUGAAAUCGCAACAAAUGAAAACACUACUAUUGAAAUCAAUACUGAAAAAAAUCCAUCAGGAAUAUGCGUCAUUGGUGGAUGCGAUUCUCUAGUUAAUACGGGAGCUGUGAUAAUUGAUAUUUUACCCAACAGUGUCGCAUGUAAAGAUAAGCGACUUCAGGUUUUUGAUCAAAUAUUGGAGAUAAACGGUACAAAAAUUUCACUUGAUCUUAGUGCGAAGCAAAUACAAAAGGCUGUGAAGCAGUUGCUACCAAAAGUGCGGCUUGUAGUGUUUCGACCGAACACAGCGGAAACUGAAAAAGUAGAAAUUGAAUUACUCAAAAAAGCUGGAAAACUACUUGGUGUAGGAUUUCGAACAAAUCAUCCAAAUGGAAUAGUAGUUACUGAUAUGCUACCAGGAGGAAUAGCGGAAUCUGACGGAAGAAUACAGAAGGGAGAUAUCAUAAGUAAUUUAAAUUCAGAAAGCAUAAGCAAUAUGUCAUUUGAGGAUUGUUCAGUUCUCAUGAAGACAACUCAAGGAAAAAUCACUUUCACUAUAGUAAGACCAAAGCCAAAAACACGUUUAUUGUAGAUAAAGAUAGAAAGUAUUUUGUUUACCUAUGCAGAAUUUUAAAAUAUAACAAAAUAUGAAGUAUAUCAGCAUGUAUAUUUUGAGUUUUUAUGUAAUGCUUUACGUAAAUAUGUAUGUAGAAGUUUAAUUGUAAGAAUGUUAUACUACGUUUUAUUUUGAUUGGAAGGUGAAAUCAAUCA
Molecule: messenger RNA, 1558 nt
Organism: Ochlerotatus camptorhynchus
Lineage: Eukaryota; Metazoa; Arthropoda; Insecta; Diptera; Culicidae
Product: inactivation-no-after-potential D protein-like
Exons: 9
Coding region: 108-1379 (423 amino acids)
Molecular function (GO): protein binding
Source: RefSeq, a predicted model, not a curated record